Molecule: messenger RNA, 1637 nt
Organism: Neltuma alba
Lineage: Eukaryota; Viridiplantae; Streptophyta; Magnoliopsida; Fabales; Fabaceae
Product: zinc finger CCCH domain-containing protein 49-like
Exons: 1
Coding region: 15-1181 (388 amino acids)
Molecular function (GO): metal ion binding
Source: RefSeq, a predicted model, not a curated record
GAUAGUCCUCCUCGAUGAUGCUCGGAGAACCCCAUCACACGAAUCCGACGGUUCAGAUACCGCCGUGGCCGGUUAUCGAUGAUCAGAUGCCGGAGGUGUACUCUCCCUACUCCAUGAGUGGCAUGUCUGCAAACUCCGAUGGCAAUGCCAGCGGCGGCGACUACUCUCCGUACUACUUGCAAGAAGCACUGACGGCACUCCAGCGUUAUCUGCCGUCGAACGACGCCGAUAUCGACUCCGACUCCGAGAUUCUUGGUCGAGAUUUGGACGCUCCGGUGGACGCCUACUCCUGCGACCAUUUCCGCAUGUUCGAGUUCAAGGUGAGGAGGUGUGCACGGGGCCGGUCACAUGACUGGACUGAGUGUCCUUAUGCUCAUCCUGGUGAGAAGGCUCGCCGUAGGGACCCGAGGAAGUAUCACUAUUCUGGUACUGCAUGCCCUGAUUUCCGCAAGGGGAAUUGCAAGAAGGGGGAUGCAUGCGAGUUUGCUCAUGGCGUGUUUGAGUGUUGGCUUCAUCCAGCCCGUUAUCGUACACAGCCAUGCAAGGAUGGCACCAGUUGCCGCCGCAGGGUCUGUUUCUUUGCUCACACCCCGGAGCAACUCAGGGUCCUUCCUCAGCAGAGUCCGAGGAGUGCUAACUCGGUGGACUCCUAUGAUGGGUCUCCUCUCAGGCAAGCGAUUGAGUCUUCCUGCGCAAAAACGCUUCCAUUCAUGUCAUCUCCGGGUUCUAUUUCUCCUCCAGCAACUCCUCCGGCAGAAUCUCCUCCUAUGUCGCCGAUGACACAGUCUCUGAGCCGCUCUCUGGGUUCGAGCUCCAUCAAUGAGAUGGUGGCUUCUCUGCGUAAUCUACAGUUUGGAAAGGUAAAGUCACUCCCCCCUUCUAGAAAUGUUCCAAUGGGGUCUCCCCGUUUUGGAUCUCCACGCGGAUCGGUGCUCCGUCCAGAUUUCUGUAGCCUCCCGUCAACCCCUACUGAGGCACCGACUCGUUCUGGGGCCAGCUAUUUUGAUCUUUGGGAUCAGGGUUGUGAGGAGGAGCCUGUGAUGGAGAGGGUGGAGUCUGGAAGAGACAUAAGGGCGAAGAUGUUUGAAAAACUAAGCAAAGAGAAUUCGCUGGAUCCAUCGGGUCCCAGCACAUCCACUGGAGCUCCGGAUGUUGGGUGGGUUUCGGAGCUGGUUAAGUGAAGUAGGUGGAUUUGGGGAUGAGUGGCGUUGAUUUUUGUUUACGGUCAUCGGCGGUACCUUUUUGGGUUUUUAUGGCCACCUUCUCUGAUUCUUCAGCUCUGUGUAUAGAAUGUGAGGAAUCAGGGGGAUUAAUAGUAAUGAUUUAUUUUGGAAGCAAGAAGUCGGAGAUGCUAUGUAUAUAAUUAAUUCCAAAGGCAUGGUUGAAGUUUAGAAUCUCUUUUUAUAGGUAGUUAACGGGAAGAAUCAAGACAACAAUGCAUUGUUUUGGAAGAUAAGCUCUAUGUGAAGCUUCUGUAUAGGUGGUAGACCAAGAAUUAUUGCUAUGUAUUAACUAUUGUGUUGUGUCUUCUAAUCUCUCAUUAAUGUACAAACUGAUAUGUAGGAUCCAAGCUCCUCGGUUUUAUCCAAAUCAUUUGUGUACUGUGUAUUUUCCAUAGUUUGUGAGCUUCGGUUGUA